Tetrahymena thermophila SB210 is the source of this 4422-nucleotide messenger RNA. Its product is annotated as cation channel family protein. NCBI's taxonomy places the organism in Eukaryota, Ciliophora, Oligohymenophorea, Hymenostomatida, Tetrahymenidae. The transcript is spliced from 4 exons. The record is from RefSeq and is a predicted model, not a curated record.
AUGUUAUCUAGUGAAUAGCAAAAAGUAAUUUUGUUGCUGCAAGGAGGAGAUGAAAGUUAGCUCGAAAAUAUUUAUAAUAAAAAUGAGGAAAAAAGGUCUGGAGAUAGUUAGAAUCCAAUUAUUGGGCAGAGCGAUAAUCAGAAAGGUAGCCGCCUCUCAUUAUCAAACAACUCCAAAAAUAUGAAAUAAUCAGAUUCUUAAUCUAACUUUCAUAAUUUAUUCUUAGAAGAGACAAUAAAUUAAGUAAUGAUAAACGAUAUGCGUAAAACAAAGCAAAGAAAAAAUUAGAAACUCAAUUUCUCUGAUAUGUUUUUUAAAAUUAAGUUCAAAAGUAUGGCAAGGCGACUUUUAAACUCAACUAGAUCGUUUAUGUUUAAGAAUCUAAACAUAAAGCAAUUUAAGUUGAUAGAUGAUAAGUCUUCAAGCUUUGAUAAAGAAAGCUUGAAAAUAUCUACAAAAGCUCAAAAUGUACUUAUAAAAGCUGGCCUAAUUUAAAAUAAUGUAGGUAUGAAAAAGACAAUAACACUCUCUCGCAAUUCAAAAAAAGAAAAACCAAGAGAAGCAUUUCAUUUUUUGAAAUAUGUUAUGUGUUCUUUUUUACAAGGACUAAUUAAAUCUUAUGAUAGAAAAUUUCCAGUUAUCAAUCCAAUAUCUUUAAAUAAAAUAAUAUGGGAUUGCAUAAAUAUUAUACUCAUACUCAUUUAUACAAUUUAAAUUCCUUUGUACAUUACUUUUCCUGAAAAUAAAAACUAAAGCUUCAACUAAUAUAUGAUUUACUUUGUACCUGUUUACCUGUUUAUAGACUUAGUAUAUACUCUAAAUACUGGUACCUAUCAGAAAGGUGUUUUAAUUAAAAAAAGGCUAACCCUUAUCAAUCUCUACCUUAAAAGCAGAAUCAUCCCAACUUUAUUUGCAAUAUUUUCAUUUCUAGUAUAUAUAUUCAUAAUCACAUACACUGAAUAUGAAGUAACAAGGAUUUAUAGGUGGUGUGAUUUUUUAUUAUUCCCCAUUUUUUUGAAGUUAUCUGAUAUCGGUUACAUAGUAAAUAAACUAGAAGAAAACCAAACACUUUCUAAAAAGCUAAGAAAUAUAAUUGCCCUCAUGAAGCUCAUUUUUAAAAUAGUAUAUAUAGGGCAUUUUAUUGCAUGCAUUUGGGCAAUUAUAGCUCAAUUUGAAGAUUUUUAUGGAUAUCAAACAUGGGCAAAGUAUCCAGUCUGGAAUCAAUCUUCAUGGUAUUAAUUAUAUAUUGAUGCAUACUACUUUACAACAGUUACAAUGAUUACUGUGGGAUACGGAGAUAUUAUUCCUGUUACAGGUAUAGAAAAAGCUAUAUGUAUCAUCAUUAUGAUUAUCUCUUGUGGUGUUUUUGCUUAUUCUAUGAAUACAGUUGGUGCUAUUUUAGAAAGCUUUAACGAGGAUUCAGUGAAAUUAAAACAUAAUAUGCAAAUUAUAAAUUAUUACAUGGAAAGAAAAAAUGUUGGUAAAUUGACCAGGGAUCAAAUCAGAGAAUAUCUCUACUAUUAUUGGAAAGAAGAAAAAGAAAGAGAUUAAGAAGGCGAAGAAAAGAUUAUUAACAUACUUUCAGAUAAUUUAAAAAAGAAUUUAUUGAUGGAGUCUAAAAAUGUAGUACUCAAAAAAUCUCCUAUUUUUAGGAACAAUUUUAGCGAAGAAAUUAAAGAAAAGAUAGUUCCUUUAAUUAAAGAAUACAGGUGCUAUCCUGAAGAAGUAAUAUGCUUAGAAGGGUUGCUAGACGAUUGUUCUAUAUAUUUUAUUGAAAAAGGGUCAGUAGAAAUUUACAUCGAAAAUAAAGAAACAUCAUAAUAAAAUGUUAAGUCUAUCUCAUCCAUAGGUAAAGGAUAAUCGUUUGGAGAAACAAGUUUUUUUACAGGUGAAGCAAGAAGAGCUAGUGUUAGAUCUAGAGAGUUUACUACUCUUCUAAUUCUGAAUAGGGCAGAAUUUCUUUAAGUACUUGUGAAUCAUUAAGAAGACUAUGAAAAAUUUUGUGCAAUCAAAGAUAGUUUAAUUUUCUGUGAAAAUUAUCAACUUAUUAAUGUUGAAUGCUUAUCAUGCAAAUCUUAAGGACACUAAAUACUCUAAUGUCCCUACCUUCAUUACACUCCUAAUUUUACAUUCCUUAAAUAGUCUUUUAUGAGGAGUCCAAACUAAGAGUAAAGAAAACUGUAUAUAAGAAAAAUAUUAAAAAGUAAUUCUGUUUUAAACUCACAUGUCGUAACCUAAAAAGCAAUAGAAUAUGAUAAUAAUAACAGCAAUUCAUCAGAUUCUAUUGAAUUCCAAUAUUUGUGUUAAUUUUAUGAGGAGUUAAUGCAAAAAUAAGAAGAAUUCGAAGAUGAUAUUUAAAGGGUCAAAUCAAAAAACGAAGGGAAAUCAAAUUUAGAACUUAGUCCCAUGGUUUAGAUAUCAGAAAAAAGUGAAAAAACUGAUUAAAGCGAUAGCUCUGAUAGUGAGGUUUCUAGUAAUAGUGUUUAAGUAAAAAAAUUAUCUUCUCAAAAAGAAAUUAAUAAUAAGACUUCUGAAGAUGAAGACUCUGAAUUCUAAAAAGGUAAAUAGUAAUUUUUAGAAAGUCCUCUAUAAAUAAACGAAAAUGGUAAUUAUCCUUUGCAGUUAGAUUUAGCAAAUAAAAAGAGAGGUCAAAAUUACCUACUUGAUACUGGAUAAGAUUCACCUAUUAAAGCUAGAAAAGGUUCUAGAUUUGGUUCUAUUCUAGAAAAAUAAAAUACUUCAGAUAGCAUAGAAAGGUCAAAUAACAAAAAGAAAAAUACCUUUUUAAGUAACUUAUCGAAUAACACUAAUGAAAAAAAAUCUACAUUUAUUAGUAACUAGUUCAUCAGGACAGAAACAUUAAAUAGUAGCAACAGUAGCAAUAGCAAAAAGAAAAAAACAGUUAUUGUUAACUAAUUACCAGUUGUUAGAUAGUAAACAAAAAGAAUUACGGCUCUUUUACCAUAAAAAAAUUAAGAAAAUUUCAUGAAAUUCAUUUAGAGAGGAAAUUAAAACGAUGAUGAAAAUAUACCAAAAUAACCUAGACGCUUUGAUAGAAGAAAGUCUAUUAGAAUUCUUGACAAUAAUAACAAAGCAUUCUUGAAUAUUCUAAAUAUCCCAAGUUUUCAUUUAGCAGGUUCAGGAACAUUAGAUUAAAAACGAAGAUUUUCUAAGUUAAAUAGCAAUGAUGUAAAAAUGUUGAAUAACUAAUUCAACUAUAGUAACAAUAAAUAAGAAAUAAUGCUAGUCUCGUCUUAGACUCCAGUAGACUAAGAUGACAAUUGUGAUGAGAAUAAUUAUUUUGAAGAAAAUUUUGAUUGUAUGCACAACUUCAAUUUUUACUUUCCUCUAAAUAAUAUCUCAUAAUAAAUAAAGCUGAUGCAAAUGAGUUAAGCAGAAAGAAAGCAAAUUAUGUUUAGGGCAAUGUACGAUAAUUUGAGUUGCAUGAAAUAAUUUAACUCAGCAACUCAAAAUAGUAUAAGAUAGAGAAAUUUAUCAAUUGUAUACACUGGAAGGAAUAACACCAAGCUUAUCUCUUAAACUAAUAUUGCUAUUGAUUUAGAAGCAAAAGAUAAGCAAAAUAAAAUUAUCGAAAGAAGAAAGAGUAAAUUCUUCACUAACUAAAAAACACUCAUGGUUCAACAGCUAAAUAAGAGAACUUCUUAAACAUCUGAAAAGUUAGAUAAAAUAGGGAAAAAUAAUGAAGUUAACAAAGAAUUUAAUAGUUCAUGUUAAUCAAUAAGCUCUAUAAAUAAGAAUCUUACUUAUAAAUUUUCAAUUAGUAAAAAAUAAACAGAGUAUUUUAAGGAUAACUCUCUUCAACACAAGCUAACUACUUGCACUGUAAUUGAUAAUCAUCAAAACUAAGAAUAAGGAACACUUAUUCACUUAUAAAAUAAAGAUAGAGAUUCAGAUUAAUAAAUACCGCAUAACUAAAAAUAAUUUCUAAUUGAAGAUAACGAAGAAAAUAGCAAAGCGUUAAAAAAUAUAAGAGGCUAGAUUAAAGAACAUAGCUAAUAAAAAUCCUCUUAUGAAAUAAAUUUAAAGGAUUAGAAUUAUGUAGAUGAAGGGGAAUCUGGGGAUCAUAUUAGAACAUCAUUUAACAAUAAAAAAAAUGAGAAUUAAUAAAACAAUGAUAUUUUUUAAACCAAUUCUAUUUUUGUUGACUAAAAUAACACAUUUAUUACAUAAGAUAAUCAUAAUAUGACUAAUAAUUUAAGUAUUAGUUAAUAAAGGUUUAAGAACUAGGACUAACAGCAAAUCACUUUUUUCGAAAAUUCCUUUUAAGAAUACAAUCAAAAUAAUUCAAGAAUUAAAGAGCAAGAUUUAGAUGAUAUUGCCUCUGAUUUUGAAUAGAGUAAGCACAGUAUUAAACAUACAAAUAUUUAUGUGACCUAGAAAAAAUAUUAAUAAAAAAUUUGA